Aaosphaeria arxii CBS 175.79 is the source of this 753-nucleotide messenger RNA. RefSeq lists its product as uncharacterized. The transcript has a single exon. The coding region runs from base 1 to 753 and encodes 250 amino acids. The record is from RefSeq and is a predicted model, not a curated record. NCBI's taxonomy places the organism in Eukaryota, Fungi, Ascomycota, Dothideomycetes, Pleosporales.
AUGGAUCAUGCGAAUAAAGUCAUGGCCUGCCGGUUUGGCUGGAGUGCCGGCCCAGAGCAAGUAAACCCCGAAUCUUUGUCUACUUCGGAAGUGUCCCGAACUUCGUCUACAAAUGACUUCAGGGCAAGGCGAUUUGCGCCCUGCCGUGGGCGUCUCUAUCACCAGUUGUCUUGUUCGCAUCGCAUCCGGACGGAUCUUGUGGAGGAUUGCGGCACCAACUGUCUGGACCCACUCGCCAACGCCCCAGGCUUACCAUUUUAUUGCCACGAAUGUGUGGAGAAUGAGGCCGGCGAGAUCUGGAAACAACGCGAAUCCCAGCACAACGCGUCUUAUCCGGAAGUUGGCGAGAUGACGAAAGAGCAGUACGAGCAAUGGUACAGCGAGCACCGCCAACUCGAAGUACAGUUCACCAACGAUCACAAGAUCUACGAAUCGAACCUAAGAUCCACGACACGGCCUAGCAACGUAUGUUCCGCACUCGAAAUGAGCCGUGAAGAUGCGGACUUCGCUUCCGAGAUAGACUCUCUCUCCCUGGCCAUGUCGGCAAAGGACCUGUCUGUCGGGCCGGCACAGACACGCGCGCAACGUAUCAGCCUUCCGAACGAUGCUUCCGAGCAGCUCCACUGGCAACUGAACUCCCUCGCUCUGGACCGCGGAUCUUGUGGCAUUGAAUACUCGGCCAAUCAAUCUCCCACGCAGCUACCGCACAUCGUGGCGGAUGAUGAAGAUCUGUGGCAAAGACCGCGAAAAUAA